This is a messenger RNA of Pseudo-nitzschia multistriata, 2031 nucleotides long. NCBI's taxonomy places the organism in Eukaryota, Bacillariophyta, Bacillariophyceae, Bacillariales, Bacillariaceae. The record is from the annotation of a GenBank genome assembly.
GAAACGGUACAGUACCGUACCUACGUACUCGUACGUCCAUUUCGCCAGGAUUUCACAGCAUACGAAUACAAUCGAAAAGAUCGAAGACGGAAGACAAUACAGUACCGUACCGUACGGUACGGUGCGUACUCAUACCGUUCUGUGCGCUUACUUACUCAUACCGUACGUACGGUAUCUAUCUGGUAUGGUACGUGAUGUACUGUAGUAAAGUACUGUAAGGCUACUCGUACUCGUACUCGUACUAGUGCUCAUGCUCAUGCUCAAUCUCUUUCUCAUCAGAGAGAAAUCGCUACCAGUAUCGAAACCAAAGAAGAAUGGAAAACCCGUAUCAUUCGAACACAAUCUACAUUCCUUUCCUUAUGGACAACGGGCAAUGAUCGACCACAUCGUGCAAAACGCGGACAUACUUCAAAACGUUCUUAAUUUCCUCGCGAACGAUGGAGAUUCCGUCGCUCGAUUUGCUCUCUCUUCGAAGGAGUUGUAUGACAAAAUCCUGCGAAGCGAGACAAUCAUUAAUCCGACUUUGUGGAAAGAACUCCUCCGCCAACGAUGGAAACGAACGAUGCGACGACCAAUGGUAGCAAGCUCCAACGCCGACGACAACCAAAAUGUCACGGUCGCAGAACUUUCGUAUCGAGAAUUGUACGUCGCAAAGCGACAAGCCGACGCCGAGGCUAUUCGACUGCUAGAAGAAAUGACCUCCGACCUUCUGGUAGUGUUGCGAUUGAACGAACCAAAAAGUGUGCUGACCAAGAAAAAUCCACACAUCGGCAAAGCUUCGAACCAUAAUUGUUGGUACCAUCUGCUGCGGGACAGAGCCGACUUCUACGAUGUUAUGAAAGCAACGGCAAUGCGAUACGCCAGACCCACUGCGGCAUCCUCUGCCCACGACAGGCUGAUGGGAUUUUGCGCGGCCCGUUGUUUUCAAAGCAUGCAUUUCGCAGAUUGCCUAUGGGAAUGGAGACGUCUUGCCGAGAAAGAGGAGGAGGAGCGACUAGAUCGCCAGCAGCAACGGGAGCUAUCACCACAGCCGUCGCUAUCGCAAAUGCGGGCCUGCCAACUGAGUGCGUCAAAUUUCUUGGAACAAUUUGCUUUGUUAGUAUGCGAAAUCCAAAAAUCACCAUUGCAACAUCUGGAAGAACCCAAUGGCUGCGCUUGUACCGAGUAUAACGCCAACGAUGAAAUUACGGGCAUAGGGUUUAGGAAUACCAUGCGAUACUCCCAUCAAGCAACCAAAAGUAUGGACGCUAUCGCCAAAGUUUGUCGAGAGCGAAUCAAAGAGAAAUCAGAAGCAAAUGCUAGCACGAGCACAAAGCUCGCAGUCAUCAACGAUGUUCUGAUGAAUGACUAUGGCUUUGCUGGAAAUAGCGGAGAUUAUUACAACUUUCGGAACGUCCUGCUGGACGAGGUAGUGGAGUCGAAAACAGGGAUGCCCCUCACGCUUUGUGUCUUAUAUAGCUGCAUUUGUCGAAGACUUGGUAUACCCGUUCACUUGAUAGGACUUCCAGGCCAUGUUGUAUUGGGUUUUCAUACAGAUGACGAAAGCAUUGACUUUGAUGAGAUUCAUUCGUUCAUUGACGUCUUUCAUGGAGGACGUAUCCUAUCGAGGGACGACUGUAGACGAAUUGUUGAGAAUUAUAGAAUGCCUUGGCACGACGAAUUUCUGAACCCCAUUCCAACCACCAUGAUCAUUCAGCGAAUCUUCAACAACCUUAGAAAUUGUCACGAAAGGGCGAUGAUGAAUCCGAAUCCUCCCAUGUUUUGUUCGGAUCUAAUGUUUCAACAACACAUUCUGGGCAUGAUACAUCGUUCUCCUCCCGAGCUUGGUACCAUUCUCUUGGAACGUCUUACGGAAGACUUGCCCAACGUYCUUAGUCCCGAGUUGUUGCACGCCUAUCACUUACUUUCCCCAGAAGAACUUGGCAACGGUCCAGUCGUUAAUGCGACACACGCACGAAUGCUUUUGGAGCUUUCUAGUUAUGCUGGAUUGUCGUACAACAAUUACGCUUAACAUAAAUUACUUAUUUUUUC